Vespa crabro (European hornet) is the source of this 2419-nucleotide messenger RNA. RefSeq names its product tRNA-splicing endonuclease subunit Sen2 (gene Tsen2). Bases 874 to 2256 code for a protein of 460 amino acids. Gene Ontology annotation, molecular function: nucleic acid binding; tRNA-intron lyase activity. Gene Ontology annotation, cellular component: tRNA-intron endonuclease complex. NCBI's taxonomy places the organism in Eukaryota, Metazoa, Arthropoda, Insecta, Hymenoptera, Vespidae. The record is from RefSeq and is a predicted model, not a curated record. The transcript is spliced from 7 exons. Gene Ontology annotation, biological process: tRNA splicing, via endonucleolytic cleavage and ligation; tRNA-type intron splice site recognition and cleavage.
UUUAAUCUAGGACAUACAUUUCUUGACUUUUUGAAAAAACUUUAUUUUCUUCAAAAAAAAUCGUGUUAAAAAUAUUAUUUUUCCAGAAUGGUUUAAUGUUGCACGAAUAAAAAACUUUCAAAAAUUCGAAAAAGAUAUGUCCUAGACGAAAUAUUCGUCUUUAAAAUGAGACCUUGUUCAUUAAAAUUCGUCAAAAAUUACGCCUGUUCACAUUGUUGGCGUAAAUACUGUUUUCGACGUUUUUCAUGUAAAAAAAAUUUUGUACUGUGGCGUCUUUCGAAAUUUGCAAUACUAGGGAAGAAGUUUGUACACCCACUACUGAUUUCUAUAUCACGAAGAUUAAUAUAAGAUUAAAUGUCACAAGAAUUUUUACGUGCGAGGAACUUAAAAUAAUUUUAAUAUAAGAUUCCAAUACUUAAAAAAUUUUUAUCUCGGGUUGAUUGAUCUUGUGCAAUAUAAACAUAUUCUGUUUUUUAAUUAACUUCUUUUCUUUCUCCAACUUCUUUUUUUAUUUCAUAUUCCUUUCCUUUCUCUUCUUCUCUUCUUUUUUUCCAUGGAUCAUCGAGGAAUCAUCGAGUGAUAGAUUUAUCAUUGAUUUUUUAUGUAAAAAUAUGGGAUGAAUAGGGAGAACACUCACGCGUGUGUCGGUGGGCACAAGCGUUAAAAAUCUUAUCGGGAACUUAAUUUUAUUUGCUUGAAAAUUCGAUUAGAUUAUCUCGCGAAAGUGGAUUCUAGAAUAUAUGGCAUCGUUAUCCCGUGGGUCUCCAAAUGCAGCAACCUUUAUUUGAUAAGACCUAGGUAUUUAUUAUGUGAAAUUCUCAAGUGGGGUCUUUUGGCACAUGCAUAAAAGUUAGAAAGUAAUAUACUUACAAUAUGAAUUUACGAGAACCAAAAAAGAAACAAAAGGCAAGAGUACAAAAUAAAUCUCCUCUACCAAUUGCAUUAAAUGAAGCAGAAUGGGUUGUUUAUACAGCUUAUCUUACAGACAUUGGAUCUUGCAUUACUGAUUCAGAUGAAAUUACAGCAGUACAUUCCAUGGGAUUUUUUGGUAAGGGUUCUCUAUCACGAAGCUAUCCAUCAUUUGGAAAAGCUCGAUAUGGAGCCCCACCUCUUAUUAGAAAUAGGCAAUGGGUUCGUCGACAAGAGUGGUUACAAGAAGUUAAAUUACUUGACAAUGAAUUCUAUAGAGAUAAUAGUCAUAAUGAAAACUCUAUAAAAUCUAUGACAAAUGAUAAUUGUGUUGGUGAUGUAUCAAAUCAAUCUACAGAUACAAAGAAAAGAGAAGAACCAUUCAAUAAUGAAAAAAAACAUGAAGAACCAGAUAUCAUGGAAAUUGAUAUGAAUAUACCUAAUAUGCCAAAAAAUAAAGACAGCAAACAAAUAAUCAAUGAUAAUGAGUUCUGUGAAAUAGUUCCUUGUUCUUCUGAAGAAGAUGUAUGUGUAAUUAUUAAACAAUCUAAAAAAGACAUUGACAAAUCGGUUGUUAAAGAAAGUGAUGAAAAAAAUUUAGAAGAUCAACAUAUAGAUUUGAAUAAUCCAGGCAAUCGUAAUUCAGUAAUAGCAAGUAUGCAUAUUGAAAGAGGGAAAAAUGAUAUACAAGGAAAGUUAUUAAUUCUUCCAGACAGUGAUUCCGAAACAGAAAAUUAUCUAGAAAAUAUUAAACCAAGAAUUGAAUCUGAAAGCUUUCCAGUCAGGGAAUCUCUACAUAUGACUUUUGAAGAAACUUUUUUCCUUAUGUUUGGUUUAGGUUGUCUGCGACUAAUUCAUUUUGAUAGUACUUUAAUGGAUAUUAAUAGUGCUUGGUUAUAUUUUUGCAAGGAGGAUAAAAAUUUUAUACAAAAAUAUGUUGUAUACCAUUAUUUUCGAAGUAAGGGUUGGGUAGUUAAACCAGGCCUUAAAUAUGGAGGAGACUUUUUAUUGUACAAACAAGGACCACCAUUUUAUCAUGCCUCUUAUAUAGUAAUAAUAGAUGUUGUGGAUGCAGAUUUAUUGACUAUAAUUCCCAGUAAAUGUAUUCGAAAGAUGACCUGGAGUAACUUAUUUGGAUUAGAUCGCCUAGCUGAAAGUGCUGCUAAGGAAAUAUUAUUUGCACAAGUUUUGUGGCCUUCAUCAAUAUCUUUGAAUUCUGGCCCUCCCAGUCCACAUAUGCUAUCUGAAUUCACAGUGAGAGAAUUAUUAUGGAGGCGAUGGAACCCAAAACAAAAUCAAGAUGUAAUAAUUGUAGAAGAAGAAGAAGAUGAUGAAGAUUCGUGUUAAAAGCAGUCAAUAUAUAAUUUAUUUAAAAAUAUCUGAUUACAAAAAUAAAAAUCUGUAUUUCUAUCAUUUGUUUUUUAUAAAUUAAAUUUUACUUUAUAGCAAAAUGCAAUUUGUAUAUGUUUAUACUUAUGAAUAAACUCGUUUAAUACUCUUUAUUAAGUUA